Molecule: messenger RNA, 1046 nt
Organism: Paramuricea clavata
Lineage: Eukaryota; Metazoa; Cnidaria; Anthozoa; Malacalcyonacea; Plexauridae
Source: the annotation of a GenBank genome assembly
AUGGCGACCGAACUUCAAGAAGAAACACUUGUACAGCUUGACGAGUUUGACAUUGAAACUGGUUUACUUGCCUUUCUGUUCUUGGUGCUAGACAAAUUGGAGGAAUGUUUUGAUAAUCCUACAACGGAUACAAGUCAUAUACAAGCUCAGUAUGUAGUUGUGGAUAAAACUGUUAACCUGCUGAGAUCUAUUGCCGAGUCAAAUGAGGAAGAUCGGCUUGAAUGGGAAGCCUUGGCCCAGGUAUUUUCUGCACUAUUAUUCGAAGUACAACAGCAUCUUAUAACGCAAACUUUGAGACCAUCUUCGAUUUCUGUGCGACAGUGUGACACUGUUAGAACUGGAGCUCCAGGUAGACCACCAUUUUAUAUUCCUGCAGAAACCUUGGAAGAUCUUCGUGGAAUUGGGUUUUCAUGGCAAAAGAUUGCUCAGUUCUUUGGGGUUUCUCGAUGGACUGUCUAUCGCCGAGUCCAGGCAUAUGGCUUGCAAAGCAUGCAACAGUUCAGUUUGUUAACAGAUGCAGAAAUAGAUGAUAUAGUCGCAGAAUAUUUAGGUCGUCAUGGUUUCACAACAGGACGAACGUAUUUAGCAGGUUACUUGAGGUCACUCGGAUUACGAGUACAGAGAAGAAGGGUUCGCGAAAGUUUGACCAGGGUGGACCCUCAAAAUACUGCUUUGCGAUGGGGAAUUGUUAUUGCCCGUAGAAAGUACUCAGUACCGUGGCCCAAUUCAUUGUGGCAUUUGGAUGGUCACCACUCUCUUAUUCGUUGGGGCCUUGUGGUGCACGGGUGCAUUGAUGGUUUUUCAAGACGAAUCAUGUUCCUGAAAUGCAGUAACAACAACCUCUCGCAAACUGUUUUGGAACUGUUCAUGAAUGCAAUUGAGAAAGAUGGCCUAUGGCCAUCACGUAUUCGCGUUGACCAUGGGGUGGAAAACGUAUUGGUAUGCGAUGCCAUGGUGAGUGCAAGAGGUGAAGGCAGGGGAAGUUUUAUUGCGGACCCUUCCACAAGAAACCAGAGAAUUGAAAGACUUUGGAGAGAUGUGUUUAG